Molecule: messenger RNA, 1413 nt
Organism: Diaporthe citri
Lineage: Eukaryota; Fungi; Ascomycota; Sordariomycetes; Diaporthales; Diaporthaceae
Exons: 1
Coding region: 1-1413 (470 amino acids)
Source: RefSeq, a predicted model, not a curated record
AUGGAGAAAACCACAAAGCUGGCAGACCUGAAGCUCGUCAACAAAUAUUACCCAUCCGUAUCCAACUAUUCAUAUCCUAGGCACGAUGCAGCUACAACACACCGCUGCGAGCAACCGGACACCGGUCGCUCUUCAGUGGGCUCGGAAUGCUCUGUGCCCGAGAUGGUCGAGGAUCAAGAGUCGGACAUCUCGAUAGAGGACACCAAUCAGUCUCACAUAGCAGGCGACGAGACUUUUGAUUCUUUCUGGGAGGAUUCCGAGUCUUUCUGGGGCAUCGAAGCGGGAGAAAAGAGCAACGCGGUGCUCAUCGGCCCGAUCACCCACUCAGCAGCACUUCAACAACAAGACGCCAGCAGCACAGUGUCGGAGGAAGGUCGGCACCAUUCCCCACAGAGCAGCUUGCAGGACGUCAAAUAUGAUGCCGAGCCGUGCUGGCCCCUGGUAGCUGCCGAGCCUUCAGUCGCACCGAUACCGAGACCAUCCAAGCCCAGCUACUCUCUGUUUCCGCCGCCGACAGCGCAAAACGGUCUGGUACUUCGGCGGCCGGCCGGGCAAAUGAAGAGCGACGUCCCAUGGGAUGCGCGAAAACAGCUCCCAUCAACUGUGGCGUUGUCUCUUCCAAACAGACGCAAGAAGCCAAGGAAGCUUCACCUCCCGGCCUCGGACGGUGCGAUCAGCUAUGACAGCUCGUUGUUGACGCAGUCGGCCCCCGGAACGCCGACCUUCCUGGUAGCUUCGCCCACGGCUGUCGCCUUUUCCAGACGAAGCCAACAGACGCUUCCCUCGCAGAGAAACUUCAGUUUAUCAAGGACUCAUUCAGAUAUUAAACUGGUCCACGACACGCCCGGCGAUUGCUCCUCCCAAACCCCGACAACGCAACUUUCCAUACCAACACAAUCCUCCGACGUGCCUCGUGGCCGUCAAAAACACCAAAGGACUCAAUCACAACUGCGGCAGUCUAUUUCCGCCGCGGACAUCCCCUCGACGCCAAGGAUGACGCCGUCGCCCGUUGACAGCACGGCACCACCACAGACCCCAUCCGGUGCCUCACGGCCCACCACGCCGCUGACACAGCAGACGGUGAUGCCCGUGUCGGUCUUCGACUUCGACUCGGACUCGGAAUCCGACACGGACAGCGCCGCCAACUUCGCGCGGCGGAUCGUCAAGAACCUGACACCGCACAAGCGUUCCCGCAGCGCAUCAGCUGCGCCGCGCUCGCGCAAGGGCAGCGACAUCGCGAAGGAGCAGCUGAGGCGGAUACGCGCCGAGACGGUCGCGUCCACGGGGGACGUCACGCCCACCACGGCGGAGGGGCCCGAGGCAGAGGACAAGGAGAACGAGUGGCCUGCCAUGCCGGUCCUGAGGAAGCAGAAAAGCGAGGUCUUCGGGACUAUCUUUGGGCGGAAGCGGUGA